ACACGCUAACGUUGUGUCUAAAUAAACAAACCGUUUCCAAGUCAGCGCCUCGACUCACCACUUUAUCUGUGUUGUGGCAAAGCCGAGGCGUAACAUUUUGAAAGGUUGUGUCCAGGAGAUAGGAACAGGGAGCGGGGAUGAGUUAAGGAAGCUUACAAGGAGAAAAUCACGGGUUUUAAAGAGGAAAAUAAAAUAGCCGAAAAGUUUUGUUCUCGAAAGAACCGUUGGAGUACACCGUGACCAGCAAGAAACCAUUCAACUCCGAUCUCCGAUGCAAACCUAUGUUCUCUGGUGCUGUGCUGACCGUGGCAGCCAGGCUGAUAGUUGCCUUUUUGUACCCAGAGGAGCAGCUUUAGUGCAGCAUCUGCUACCAGCAAAGCUGCCCACACAUUAUCUCACCACCUUCCUCCGUCUGCUCCAUCAGACUUUCUCCAUCUGGUUGGAAUGUCCCAGUAAGCCAUGACAGAAGUCCAGCAUGAAGGAACUGAAAGUGGAACUGGAACUGAACCACAGAAUGCACCUUUGAUUCAGGGCUCCAUGGCAUAAAGCCUGUCCUCAGAUUCAGCUGGUCCCUGGGGAAAGCUGCCGAGAAGUCCACUACUCUGACGCCCUGCUGGCAUUUUCCACAGCCUGAGGGGAACCAGGAAGCAGCCGGCAGGAGCCAUGCCUGCCCUGGCCACCGGAGCCGGCCACGAGCCAGGCCUGUAUGAGCUGCUGGCGGCUUUGCCCUCCCAGCUGCAGCCCCAUGUCAGCCGCCCAGAGGACAACGCCUUCCUCCAGGACAUGUUUGGGGAGAGGAGCCUCCAGUCGCUGGUCAAGAUCCAUGAACGGCUGCAGCACUAUGAAGAGAGCAAACCCGUCCCCGUCCUGGACAGCGCUGCAGCUCUGGCCCAUGAAUUGUCUGAGGAGCUGGAGGGGAAAUCAGUCAAUGGAGAUGUCAAAGAGCUUCUCAAACUACUGGCCAAACCCCAUGUCAAGAGCCUUCUGACGGUCCACGACACAGUUGCCCGGAAGAGUUAUGACCCCGAACUACCUCCGCUGCCUGAAGACAUCGACGACGAUGAGGAUUCAGUGAAAAUCAUAAGACUGGUUAAAAACAAGGAGCCUCUUGGAGCAACAAUAAGGCGUGACGAACACACAGGGGCCAUCCUCGUGGCCAGGAUCAUGAGAGGAGGGGCAGCCGACAGAAGCGGACUGAUUCAUGUUGGGGAUGAACUGAAGGAGGUCAAUGGAAUCCCUGUGGAUGACAAGAAACCAGAGGAAAUCAUUCGUAUUCUGGCCCAGUCACAAGGAGCCAUUACCUUUAAAGUUGUUCCCGGCGUCAAGGAGGAGGCGCCAACCAAGGAGCCAAAGGUGUUUGUGAAGGCACUCUUUGACUACGACCCUAAGGACGACAAAGCCAUCCCAUGUAAGGAGGCUGGACUUGCUUUCAAGAAGGGCUCCAUCCUUCAGAUCAUGAGCCAAGAUGAUGCAACUUGGUGGCAGGCCAAAAUCGAAGGUGAUGCUAACCCCCGUGCUGGCUUAAUCCCGUCCAAACAGUUCCAGGAGAGGAGAUUUGCACUGCGGCGACCUGUUGCGACUCUCCCGUUACAGAGGACCUCUAGCAAACGAUCAUCGGGGUUCAGGAGAAGCUUCCGUCUCAGCAGGAGAGACAAGAAGACCAACAAGUCCAUGUAUGAGAGUAAGAAGAGUGAAAUGUACGACAUGGCUGACGUGCCCACAUAUGAGGAGGUCACCUCAUACCGCAGGCAGAGCGGAGCUAAACACAGGCUGGUGGUCCUAGUAGGACCCACAGGUGUCGGCUUGAACGAGCUUAAGAGGAAGUUGUUGAUCUGUGACCCUCAACACUUCAGUGUGACUAUUCCACACACCAGUCGGGCCAAGAAGAACCAGGAAAGCGACGGCGUGGAGUACCACUUCAUCUCCAAAAAUCUUUUUGAGACGGACAUCCACAACAACAAGUUCAUCGAAUACGGCGAGUACAAAGGGAAUUACUACGGGACAAGCUUAGACUCGAUACGCUCCGUCCUCUCCAAGAACAAAGUGUGCCUAUUGGAUGUCCAGCCUCAUACGAUAAAGCACCUGCGGACGGCAGAGUUUAAACCCUUUGUAGUGUUUGUGAAGCCUCCGACAGUUGAGAGAUUGAGAGAGACCAGGAAGAACGCCAAGAUCAUAUCAGGCAAAGACGACAAGGGAUCCGCCAAGUCAUUCACGGAGGACGACUUUCAGGAGAUGGUGAAAACUGCCCAGUCGAUGGAGACUCAGUACGGUCAUCUGUUUGAGAAGGUCAUCGUGAACGAUGACCUCUCGGCGGCCUUCAGUGAGCUGCGGUUGGCACUAAAGAAAGUGGAGACUGAGACUCACUGGGUUCCAGUCAGCUGGACUCACUCCUGAGACCCACACUUACUGUAAAAGGAAAAAAGGGAAGGGCUUUGACAAAAAUAUGCAGGUUUUUUAUCUUUUUUAUAUCUGCUGCGGCUGGUGUUGGGGGGAUAACGGGAAUAAAACAAGACAGCGCCAGACUGCUGUGUCGCCAUACCUGAGGUGCACAGAGCUAAAAAUAAGCUUUUGCCUGGGAUCAGGUCGGAUUUAGACCUCAGCUGCGGUCUGGAUGUGAAUCUCCAGGUCUGACCAGAUCUGACAGGGUUGAGGCUUAGGGCGUCCGUCCAGAAUAUGGGCCUUGGACACUGAACCGGGUCUCAGUCUGGGUCACACAACCAUGGCCACGAGUUGGAGCUCUUUAGUCCAAACCAGAAUGUGGAACGAGCCUGGACCAUCAUAGCACCAGCAGUCCUGCCAGCACAUCAGCAACCUUGCCAACCAGGACUCCUUUAGUGUGUUUAUAACAUUAGACCAUUAGAAACCAAAGGGAUUGACAUAUUUCUUCUUGGUUGGCAACUUACAUGUAUAAGUUGUCCACCAACUUCUGUAAGAGAACAGAACCUCUGAGGGGGAAAUGGGUGAAAGGAAAAACAUACUUGCCUUCUGUCUUACUUCUUCUGUGCUUCUAAAAUGCUUCCAUGACUGUUACCCCAAACAAAACAUUGUCAGGUACACUCUCAAGAAAGGGCAAUAAGUGUAAUUUUAUUUAAGAGAAAUUAAUAUAUUUUCUAAAAUGUUCCAUUUUUGUUUUUGUUUUUUGGCAUAUCUUUUAUAUACAUAUCUUGACUCUUAGAGAAACCCACUCUUAACUGUAGCCUCCUCUCUGACAGCUUUUUACGCCAGAGACAUCUCCUCUUUCAGUCAAGUGUUUUGAUUUCAUCACCCUAGUCUAGUUUUCCCCCUACAAAGCACAUAAAGAGCUAUUUUAUUUAGGUGUUAUAUAUUCCAUUUAGGAGCAUUUUGAAAAGCCACCCUUCAUAUGAAGGUGCCCAGCAUAACAGCUUUGCCAUUUAAAGUCCCAGAACUGGACACUCUUGGCCGUCUGCUAGAAGAAAAUGUUCACAAUUCUGUUUUAUUAGGGUGGAGGCUCUAUUUUUAUUCACAUAAAAAUGGCUUCAGCAAGGCUGCUAAUAGUGGGUCCAUAGCACACUUCCAGGAUUUUAAUUUAGAGAAAUGCUAAGUAGCCGCUCCUGACUUUAUGAGCAUUAGAAGUUUAUUGCUAAUUUGAGUCUCCCAUUCCCAGUCUAACUUACUCGUUUUUUACUCUGUACUUUUCCUUUUUAAGCUUCUAUCAUAGCAUUAUUUAACUCUAAAUUCUGGGAGACUGAUUUUAAAAGCAGCUAGUUAUUAAUCAUGGCUCUAUCAUUGUCAUUAACAUUAUUACAGCCCUUGUAGAUCAGUGGUUCUUUGCUGCUAAUGUAGUGAAAGCCUGUUGAAGAGAGUUAUUUUACAGAUUUAAAAUGCAACAUUUUGGGAAGUAUGUGUCUAUACAUACAUUGAGUAUGGAGCUGUAAAGCCAUGUGGUGACUAGCUUAGCUUUGCAUGACUGGAAACGGGGGGAAACAGCUAGUCUGGCUCUUCAAAGGUACAUCUAAAGUUAUGAUUUUAUGAACUUGUUUCUGUUUAUGAAAAAGACACAUGUUCAUUUGGGAGCUUUAGAGAGCUUGUAGAAAUAUUUUUAAACCUUCCCACUCCUUCCAAUCUUUACACUAAACUAAGCUAAUUACCUCCUGGCUCUAGCUCCAUACUUAACAUAGAGGUAUGAGAGUAAACAUUCUUCUUUUCACUUUGAAAAAUUGACUACUUUACUGGCUGAUAUGUCCAGCUCAAGUUACUUUUGCCCAAAUUCAUCAUCAUGUGCAUUUAUGUUAUCUUUUACCACAGAAUAUUCCAUUUAUAAAUUUGAUUUCUGUCCACUUUUUAAAAAGGGUUAUGAGAGUUUAUGCUGUUCAGUAAUGAUAACACACUUUUCAAAGGGACUUUAACACCCCUCACCCCUUUAUUUAGCUCCUUGGUUUUGUUAUCAUCACAUUAAGUUCCCUUUUUACAUGUUUUUUUUUUACUUGUUGAUCUCCUCAUAUCUGACCCCCCAGCCAUCCAUCUUGUUGAUUCAAAUCAGAUUUGUACAGUCUCCAGAAAAUAUUUGUAAUUUCUUGCUGUAAAUGAAAUGCUGUUUAUGAGGCAAGGCGUAUGAAUUUACAUUAUUCUUGAUAACUGCUACAUUUUAUAUUAAAGGAAAUCCAACUAAACGUGUA
Messenger RNA from Lates calcarifer (barramundi perch), 4637 nucleotides. It is a transcript of the gene mpp7a, whose product is annotated as MAGUK p55 scaffold protein 7a. Gene Ontology annotation, biological process: protein localization to adherens junction. Gene Ontology annotation, molecular function: protein binding. Lineage: Eukaryota; Metazoa; Chordata; Actinopteri; Centropomidae. The record is from RefSeq and is a predicted model, not a curated record. The transcript is spliced from 19 exons. The coding region runs from base 664 to 2394 and encodes 576 amino acids. Gene Ontology annotation, cellular component: cell-cell junction; plasma membrane.